Linum trigynum is the source of this 996-nucleotide messenger RNA. NCBI's taxonomy places the organism in Eukaryota, Viridiplantae, Streptophyta, Magnoliopsida, Malpighiales, Linaceae. The record is from the annotation of a GenBank genome assembly.
AUGAGGGAAAUGGGCAUUCCACCUAGCUUAGUUACACUCAACAUUUUGAUUAAAGCUCUUUGCAAGAACAUUGAUACCGUCGACGCUGCUGUGAAGAUAUUCCGUGAGAUGACCGGUCGCGGUUGUGUUCCGGAUUUGUAUAAUUAUGGCACAAUGAUUAACGGGUUAUGUAGGUUUGAUCGGAUAUCUGAAUCGAAGGAAUUGUUCCACGAGAUGGAGGGAAAGGGUUGCUCACCUUCUGUUGUUACCUAUACUUGUUUGAUAAAGGGUUUGUGUCAGUCUGAGAAGGUAGACGAGGGCAUGGGAUUGUUUGAGAAGAUGAAGACCAAUGGUGUUGAGCCAAAUGUGUUUAGCUACAGUUCUCUAAUGGAUGGUCUUUGUAAGAAUGGCAGAUCAAAGCAAGCCAUGGAGUUACUGCACUUGAUGGUUAUGAAACGUGUUAAGCCUAAUACGAUAACUUAUACCACAUUGAUUUCUGGGCUUUGCAAGGAAGGGAAGGUUUUAGAGGCUGUGGCGAUUCUUGACAGAAUGAAGCUUCAGGACUUGAAACCAGAUGCAGGACUUUAUGGGAAGGUUAUCACUGAGUUAUGUGGUUUGAAAAGGUUUCAGGAGGCUGCAAACUUCCUUGAUGAGAUGGUCCUUGGACGAAUAACACCAAGCCGACUUACGUGGAGCCUUCACAUUAAGAUAAAUAAUAUGGUAGUGAAAGGCCUUUGUGCAGAGGGUGACCUAAAUCGAGCAUUUAGGUUGUACUUAAGUAUGAGGACCAGAGGGAUAUCGGUUGAAGUUGAGACUUCCCACGAGCUUGUGAAGUUUUGCUGUGAGAAAGGAGAUUUGCAAAAAGCAGAUCGCAUUGUAGAUGAUAUGGCAACUGAUGGUUGUGCUCCUGAUGAAGGGGUAUGGAACAAAAUGGUGGGUGAAUUCUGGGAUCAAAGAAAGGCACGUGCAGCUUUUGAAUCGGUAUUGAAUGAUCAGAUGGUUUAUUGUUAUGAUUAG